AGUUUCUUUUUGCAGAACUGCAGCUUUCUGGUAACAUGCACCACCAUGCUAAUGCUGCACGAGUACAGCGGCUAAAAUAAAACUGCUUAAGUAGCAAACUUUGGCCAGCACAAUGGACAAGGCAACUGUGCAGGACUGGCACUGCAAAACUCUGCAUGCAGUUCCAACUAAUUCGAAAAAUGUCACUCGUGCAUGUGUCAUCAAGGCCCGGAGUGAUUGUACAUUCUGAACAACAAAAUAUUUUGUUGUAUAUUGGUUGUUGCCCUGCAUAUAUGAUAAUGGCUGUCGGCUGCGCUAGAUAAUGACAUGCGUAUAUGUGGUGUACAUUGUGCUCUCCCGGCAUAAUCGUGCAAUUUCGGCCUGUUUGUCUUGGGAGGUUACCCAUUACCCGCGGCUACCUGGAAUAAGGCCGCCGCCCACCUAGGCUUGCUCAGAAUAAAAGUAUGUUUUAUGUAUAGUGGGCAAAGAGCAUUCGCCGAGGGGCAGUCGGCGAUUUCUCGUACAUUAAGGACAUAAGCUGGGUUUCAAAGAAAGCGCGCUUGUGUGCAUGCAGCAUGAGAAUACAGAACAUGGUAGAGAUCAUUGUGGAGCAGCCACGCGCAAAAGGCUUCUCGUGGAAGCCGCUUUCAAAUGGGUCGGCAGAUGUGGCAUUUUUCACAAAUAUCGAUGGGCGCUGCCCCACGUUCGAGUCUGGAUGGUGGCGAAACGCUUAACGGAGCAGCUUCGCGACGCACCCGCGCGCGGCUGCUUCGAGCGGACGUCACCGGCGCUUUCAGUAGGUCCGUACGAUGUUUUCACCUUCCAGCGGCACUGCUGUGCUAACAGCGCGGUGGUUGCCUGAGGGGGGCAUUCAAGGGCUGAUAAGAACUCUGGCGCCGGAGCACCGGCCAGGGACGGGCCUGUUAUCACCUCCCACAAUUUGCUAAUGGCUUUCGGAAGAUGCUCAGUGUCACUUUUGCCACUUUUACUAGAAAGCAACCGUAAGCAGCCUAUCUCUUGAGAGAGAGAGAGAAAGAAAGAAAAGCAAAAUAAUAAAGUGAUAUACAUCUGGAAAAAAUAUGUGCACGAUGUCGUGCUCGGAGAAUAAUUGGUAUGCACCACUGUCAUCUGCACAGCUAAGUAACUUCGUUGUGGCGUGGGUUGACAGGCUCAACGCAUUCCACCAGCCCAGUUUAAAUUUAAAUUAAAAAGAAAAUAAUAAAAAAAACUAGCAAACUAAGGCACGAUUGAUUUACGGCGCCAAUGCCUGGAUGGCGCUGCCGUCACUUGACGCUUCGCGUGUGUUACAACCCAGGCGGCGCCGCUGCCGCUGCUACCUGUGACAAGGUUCACUAGCAGACGAUAAGCGUAACAACCACUUCUAUGUGUAGCACUCCUUCCAGCCACCGAAGAGCCUGCAUCGUUUCCAAUUAGCACUGCUCCAACAUGCGUACAAAGAUCGUGGAAUGCGUGCCCAACUUUUCUGAGGGCCAGGACCAAGAGGUUAUUGACGAGAUAACAAAAGCCAUCAAGUCGACGCAAGGCGUGUCAUUGCUGGGUGUCGAUCCAGGUUCUUCAACCAACCGAACUGUGUACACAUUUGUGGGCUCACCUGAUGCAGUCAUCCAGGGAGCACUCAAUGCUGCUAGGGUUGCCUACAAACGCAUUGAUAUGACAAAGCAUAAAGGAGAGCAUGCCAGGCUGGGAGCACUAGAUGUGUGCCCAUUUAUUCCUGUUCAAGGCGUUGAGAUGGAGGAAUGUGUCUAUUGUGCCAGAAAGUUUGGAGAGAAGCUUUCAGCAGAACUGAAUGUGCCUGUUUACCUCUAUGGCUUUGCAGCACAGCAGGACUACAGGCGUAGUGUGCCACAAAUUCGUUCAGGCGAAUAUGAAGGACUCUGCGAAAAGAUCCUAAAGCCUGAAUGGAGACCCGACUAUGGACCGGCAGAGUUUGUGCCACAGUGGGGAGCCACCAUGUCAGGGGCUCGCAAGUUUCUCAUUGCAUACAACAUCAACAUCCUCUCUACCAAAGAGCAGGCACACCGCAUUGCACUCGACAUACGAGAGGAAGGAAGGGGCAAGGGCCAGCCUGGUCUUCUCAAAAGCACACAAGCUGUAGGCUGGUGGCUCGAAGAGAACAACAUUGCACAAGUGUCAGUGAAUGUCCUGGACCAUGACAUAACACCAGUUCAUGCUGUGUAUGAAGAGAUCGCAAGAAUUGCAAAGUCAUUAAAGCUAGCAGUAACAGGCUCGCAAAUAGUGGGCGUCGUUCCUCUAAAGGCCAUAUUGGCAGCAGCCGAAUUCUACAUGAAGAAGGAGAACCUUUUUGUUCUCGAAGAGGACCAGAAAGUCCACCUGGCCAUCAACCGGCUCGGCCUCAAUUCACUCGGUCCAUUCGAUCCGUCGGAGCGCAUCAUUGAAUACAUGCUGCCUGACGACAGGCUGGGGCCAUUGGCGCAGAAAACCUUGUGCCAGUUCAUCCACGUAGUCGGAGCCAGGACACCCACACCGGGUGGCGGUUCUGUUGCUGCUGCUGUAGCCUCUCUCGGUGCUGCUCUGGGAGCCAUGGUGGGCAAGAUGACUUAUGGCAAGCGGCAGUGGGAGCGCUACGACGAGCAGAUGCGUAGACUCAUUCCCAUAAUGCAUCACACCAUGGAUGAACUGCUGCCCAUGGUAGAUGCUGACACAGGAGCAUUCAACGACUACAUGGCUGCUCACAAGUUGCCCAAGAACACCCCCGAAGAGGAAGAAGUCCGUGAGGCUGCAAUGCAGGCUGGCUUAAAAAAGGCCAUUGCUGUCCCACUGGGGGUGGCUCGGUCUGUCAGCAAGCUGUGGGACACCGCCAGGGAGCUGGCCUCCAUCAUCAACAUCGGGGCAAGAGCAGAUUUGCAGGUUGGUGCACGCUGCCUUGAAACUGGUGUGUUUGGAGCCUACUGGAAUGUCAUCCUGAACUGCCAAGGACUACAGGACGAGGCUUACAGAGAUGAGGUUUUGAAAGAAAUUGAACAGUACCGGGAAGAUGCAAUAAAAGGUUGCGCUGAUAUACUCGGCAUUCUAGAGAAGCGCAUAUCAUAGGUGUGGAGAUGCCCACCUACGCUACUUAAAUCAAAGCAUUCCUGAAUUUUACUGUCAACGAGACAUACUUUCGUGCAUGUCUACAUGUGAGAGACAAGUUUGGAUCCUGUUUACAGUAUGUUUAUACAUUUAUACACUUUUAUACCCUGUAGAUUUACCCUAUACACAUGUAUUGCAUCUUACAAGGCUCCUUGGUCAUAAUUGGAAUCAUGUUAAUGGAUGCUUGAAGUGACAAAACAUUUAUAUUUCCUGGGUAUUUUGCGGUGAAAGGCUUGUAAAGUCUCACUUUUGUGAUUGUAACGUGAUAGUGAAACUUCUGUUCAGACAAAGUCUAGGAUGGGCUAUUUUGAUUUUAUGUUAUCUGCAGGCAUUGUUCCCUAAAGAGCUGUUUUUGCAACAUUAUAAAUGUUGUUUAAAGCAUAUUAUUUCAAUCUUAUUUUUCUUUAGCAUCUUAUUUUCUUUAUUGCUGUUUCAUGACAUGUAAUUUGCAAGAGUAUUGUGUUUCUUAAACAUUUCUGUUUGCAUGCUUAAAGGACAAAUGUUAAUGAAGAAUUUCUGCUUGAAUCUAAGACAUAUACAUUGGUCUCAGUGCAUUUAGUGUUGUUGCAACAAAAAUGUUGUAGCAGCACAAGUAUAUUGAAUGUUUUGCUCAUGGUUUGAAGAAAUGGCAGCUUCGAAGAAUUCUUAUAUGUACAAUCAGUAAGUGGAGCUCUUCUUGUUGCAAUAUGAAUGCAUCGAAAGCUAAACUGAAAGCUGGUUAACUUGAAAAUUCAGAUAAUUUCUGAUGUCUGCACAGAACUGGUGAAUGUAUAUUUAACUAUGACAUCCAAGUACACAAACUAAUUGAACCGAGUGCCGCUUACUGAUUGCAUUAGCUAAACUAGGAAUAAAGUACAAAGCAUUUUUACCAUGUCUUCAUGUUCCUUCUAAGGAACUAAAGCACAUAUGAAAGCUGGGCUAAUGAAUUAUCCUGUGAGUUAUUUCAGAACUGAAAUGUUCAUCGUUCCAAAGAGGAUGAUUAAAAACAAAUGUGAACCACUGAACAGAGGCCUUUGACACCUGCUGUGACACCUUGUUGCCAGCCUCAUGAGCUAAGCACAUGUUCCACUACAGAAGUGAAAGUACAGCUGUUAGAGUUUCCGUUACAUUAGAGAAAUGGCGAUGAUCUGCUUCUUAGUUCACAGCUUUCACACUACCAUAGCUGAGGAGCACAAACAUUCCAUGUUUGUCAGUCUGUGAUCCAUGUAUGCCACUUUGAAGUGGAGCGCAUGGUUAAAAAAUUCUGGACAUGUGGUAUGCUUGGGCAUUAGGAUAACUGAUAAACAUACCUGUCUGGCAUGUCUGGCACAAAGCAGGACUGGCAUUUUUAUUACCCAGACUAUGGUAGUGACAAUAACUGGUUCACUGGCAGAGCAGCUAGACUGUGGGCAGGACCAACACAUCCUAGAUAACUUGCCAUGCCUGCACAUCAUUUGAAAUGAAGCCGUGAAGGCCCGUGUAAACAACAGAACACUACUAUAUUGGCAUUUAGUUUGGUUCAUCUUUACAAAGAAUGGUCUACAGCUGAAACAUUGGUCUUCCUAGGGGGCAUUGUGUCACAUGUUGCACUGGCUAGGUAGUUAUCUGAGAUGCUUUGAAAGGGCCUGCUCUCAAAUGCCGUGUGGAAGAAAUUCUGUGUGCAAAAUUUUGGAGUUGAGAUCAAGUAGCUGCAUGUUUGGGACAACUACUCGGUGCUUGUGUUAAUUUCUAUAAGCAUAUUGUGCCUUAGACAAAGGCAUCACGUGUACUGGCAUGAACACAGCUAUGAAAUGGUGGAAAAGUACAAGCUUUAGCAAAGAAGUAGCAUGGGUUUCCUCCAAAUGAAUAAAUUAGUGACCAUGAGUUGUCACAUAUACACUUUACAUGUUACCACAGCUGUAGGUAUCCGAGACUGUGGAGCUGCAAGCAUUUUUUUACAGCAUGCAUUUACUGAAAUUGCUGAAGUCAUACUUUACUGUCUGUUUGUGGUGGUGAAUUGUAUAUUAGGAAUGUGUUGUCUUUCAAGGACAUGUCCUGCCCUUCAUAUGUCAUAUCACUCCUGUGCUCAACAAGUACAAUUUGUACCAAACCCACAAGCCACAUGGAGACAGGUAGCAGGACUGUAGCAAAGGUGUGGUGAAAAAUAAUGGCAUAAUCAUGUGGUUGUGAACAAAGUAUAGUGCUGUAUAUCCUGAAAACACACUCCUGGUGAUAAAGUAUUUUGUCAAGCAUGUUCCUAUGUGUAGAGUGUCAGUGCUGUAUGACCAAAGCUGUAAGCUGCUUUUUUUGUCACACUGUGUGAUCAAAUGUAGAAGCAAUAAAGCUUGUAAAAAACAUAA
Dermacentor andersoni is the source of this 5408-nucleotide messenger RNA. Its product is annotated as formimidoyltransferase-cyclodeaminase-like. Gene Ontology annotation, molecular function: transferase activity; folic acid binding. Lineage: Eukaryota; Metazoa; Arthropoda; Arachnida; Ixodida; Ixodidae. The record is from RefSeq and is a predicted model, not a curated record.